This is a messenger RNA of Laccaria bicolor S238N-H82, 1311 nucleotides long. RefSeq lists its product as uncharacterized. The coding region runs from base 1 to 1311 and encodes 436 amino acids. The transcript has 7 exons. The record is from RefSeq and is a predicted model, not a curated record. Lineage: Eukaryota; Fungi; Basidiomycota; Agaricomycetes; Agaricales; Hydnangiaceae.
AUGCAACCGGACACUUACUGCAACUUGUGCCUCUCCCCUCUGACAUUAUGCCCCUACCAUUCCCAGCUUUCCCAAAAAUUGCCAUCUGUUGAAUUCGCCACUUCCGAGAUUGGAACCAUGGAACGACCAGUGGUAGCGUCGCCACAAUAUCAGCAUCUUCUUGCAAUCCAUACUCCGUUCAAUUUCAUGCAGGACCUGCCAUCAGCUGUGCCAGAAUUUGGACAGGGCGACAUGAUCAACCCUAUAGGACUCCAAGGUAACUGGCAGCCACUGCUUCCAACUGACGCGACCGUCUCCGGCGUUGGGGCAGGGGGACCACCCCCCCAGCCAGUAGCCUCGUCGCCAGCACAGGUUUUUGCAGCAAAUAGACGCAGAACCAGACCUACACCUGGGCGAUUUGUAAAUCGCUCGCCUUGUAAUUCUCGUGACGCUUCCGAAGACCACACUGAAACCCCUCUCUUCAUGUUCCGCAUAAUCCUUCGCACCAUACAACUGGAUGGUUCCUCUCAUAAAACACGGUCCGAAGCGGAAAAGAUCGGUGGAUUUGAUGCUAUUGCGGCCGUUUGGACACACAUAGACCUUCGUGUUAUUAUCAUCCCCACAGUUCCAGCGUUAUUCUCUAACGUUGUUUCCAGUGUCUCGCUCCCUGACCCAUCACCUUCCUCUCACGGGGCAAGCCCGAAGGCGUCCUCCCAUAUUGAGAUCACCCCCAUCGAUCAACAAUUAAACGAGAUCUCUACCGCCCCUUGCAAUUCUAACUUUCCCCGCAUCGUCAGACAAAACUCUGUUAUCUUUCUAGAUCGCUCCACUCGUCCUCGUAGACCUUAUCCCAUCCUCUCUCGCCCCGCAAAGGCAUAUAACUUUGUGUUUAGAGAUCCAUCCCCCACUUUAGCUGGUCCAACUCCUCACGAGCUCACUUUGCUUGCCGAACAUCGUAUCCUCCAUUCCGAGGACGCUACUUCCACUCCUCCUUCUCGCGAUACUCCUUUCCUCCUUCUCUUGGCCAUUCCAGAUGCGCGCCCAAGUGAUCCCUUCUCAACUCCGCCUUUCCCAACGACGUCGAUAAUUGAGCUGCCCCGCAUCUUGGCAUUGCCUCACGAGACGCGGACGUUACCCAAACCUUGUGUCGCGAAGUUUAUGGGAAGAGGGAAAAAAUAUUGGGAUUUGUUCGGGCAGGUGUUCUCAAUGCCCAAGAGAAGAAGGGCGUUGUCAAAACCUCAGGUAAAUGGUCACUGUCAAGCCCUUGCAGAGGAUAGAGACCUCCUGAAUGGACGGGUGCUGAGAAGAGUUUGGCCAAUGACACUGGCAUGA